GGGGGUCAAAAGUGCGCAGACAUUCCUUGCACCGGAGUCAAAAACCGGCACACGGCGCGCCAUCGUGCGAGUUAGUGCACUGUAUUAGCGGCCGGGUUUCUUGGGGAGCAAGCGAGUCUUGGCAAAGUUCGGCACCGCGACACACCGUGAGGACGGAGCAACUCAGGGCUCGCAUCUUUAGGCCGCUGAAUUCCCACGGAACAACGCCGUCGUCAGCAAGAGACCCACGAAAAAAACACACGCGGUGCCAGGGAUUUUUUUAGGGGGCAGCGGACAGGAGUCGCAGAACUCGGAGAGCACAGCGUGUUAGCCAGGGCUUGCAUACCGUGCCAAGGCACCUCCUGCCCCGCCGACAUUUGACUCGACGCGCUGUGUGAGACGUACCACCGCGGAAGAGAGGUACCUCAGCGACUUGCCACCAGCGACCCCGAUCCCCCCGAACCGAACCUAAGGGGGGUACCCACCAGCUGACAUCUCCCGUUCAAAGCCCGUCGCAGACUCACCGUACUCCGCCGCAACAUGGCGAUGGCAGUUAGUACCUGGAGUAACGACGAUCUGGCCGGGGAUAAGACCAGACAGCAGGCGCCGCCACAACAGCCGAUUGGACCGGUGCGACUCGGUACGUGGAGCCGAGAUGAGCUCGGUCCGGAUCCCAAGACUGUCACCCAACCCCCACCGCCAUCCCAUUGGAGCACAGUCAAUGUCAGUGAUGAUAUCACCUCGGAUAAGACACAGCAUGCCCCGCAGGCCACCCCACAGCCCCCACAAACCCCAACAGCCCAGGGGAUUGGGGUGCAACAGCAGCACCAAACACCGCAACCCACCACCCCAACGCAACCCAGUCAAACCACGCCGACACCCGGUCAAACAGCCCAGUCCCAGGUCCCUCAAACCCAGCAGCAGCAGCAGCAACAGCAGCAGCAACACCAGCAACAGAACCAGAGUCCACCUCAAAUUGAGUGCGUGGUUUGCGGGGAUAAGUCCAGCGGGAAACACUACGGUCAGUUUACCUGCGAAGGCUGCAAAAGUUUUUUCAAGCGGAGCGUGAGGCGGAACCUCACCUACUCCUGCCGGGCAAACCGUAACUGUCCCAUCGACCAACACCACCGGAAUCAAUGCCAGUACUGUAGGCUUAAGAAAUGUCUGAAAAUGGGCAUGAGACGAGAAGGUGUGACAAAACUCCCAACAGUUUUCAGUCAACGUUACUGUACAGUACAGCGCGGACGAGUUCCACCGUCACAGCCCGGGCCAGGCCAGUACCUGGACGGCCGCUUCGAGGGCCACUCUUUCCUCUCGGGCUACAUCUCCCUCUUGCUGCGGGCCGAGCCCUACCCCACCUCCCGCUACGCCCAGUGCAUGCAGACCAACAGCGUCAUGGGCAUCGACAGUAUCUGCGAGCUGGCUGCCAGACUGUUGUUCAGUGCCGUGGAGUGGGCCCGUAACAUCCCCUUCUUCCCGGACCUUCAGGUGACCGACCAGGUGGCCCUGCUGCGGAUGUGCUGGAGCGAACUCUUCGUCCUGAACGCCUCGCAGUGCUCCAUGCCGCUGCACGUCGCCCCGCUGCUGGCCGCUUCGGGCCUGCACGCCAGCCCAAUGUCGGCCGAUCGGGUCGUCGCUUUCAUGGACCAUAUUCGGAUAUUCCAGGAACAGGUGGAAAAGUUGAAGGCGUUGCACGUGGACUCGGCAGAGUACAGCUGCAUGAAGGCAAUCGUUCUCUUCACAUCCGACGCCUGCGGGCUUUCGGACGCUGCACACGUUGAGAACUUACAGGAGAAGUCCCAGUGCGCCCUGGAGGAGUACGUGCGAAGCCAGUACCCGAACCAGCCUAACCGCUUUGGCCGUCUCCUCUUGCGCCUCCCCUCCCUCCGGACCGUGUCGUCACAGGUCAUCGAGCAGCUAUUCUUUGUCCGGCUGGUGGGCAAGACGCCCAUAGAGACUCUCAUCCGGGACAUGCUACUAUCCGGGAGCUCCUUCAGCUGGCCGCCAUCUUACAUGACCGUGCAGUGAUAGCCAGGGUCACCGUAGAGGGCGUGUUGCCAUAGCUACACCCCUGUAGUGACUGGAAGGAAAAGAAAACAAAAAAAUAUAUAUAUAAAAAGAAAGACAAUCCACGACAACAUGAAGAACUGCGAGAGAAAUCCAUGAAAUGAAUCUCUCUUCAAAAAGCAAAUUGUUUCCAUGUUAGGUCCAAGUUUACUUAUAAAAAAACGUCCGAGCUAGGCCUACAUUGAUGCUGGCAUCCGAAUAGAGUGCGCCGGGAAAGAGGCCUCGUGGACCUACACGCAUAAAAUGCGUUAACCGUUGCAGAGUUUCUGUUCUAACCAAACAGAAUCCAACUGCUGAAUCUGUAAGGGGAACUUCUCGGUGUAGUUUAUGUCAUACUUCAUGAAAUGAAGUCUCCUAUACACAUAGUGGUUGAGUAGUCAUUAAAUCUUAUAAAGGUCUCCAACUAGGGCAGGUUGCUAUUGGCUUUUAAAUACCGCAGUGGUUAGAACUGAUCUCUUAACGCAGAUUUCUGGGACUACUUCGUGAAUGAAUGAAGAAGAAAAAACACCC
Molecule: messenger RNA, 2556 nt
Organism: Patiria miniata (bat star)
Lineage: Eukaryota; Metazoa; Echinodermata; Asteroidea; Valvatida; Asterinidae
Product: nuclear receptor subfamily 2 group F member 1-A-like
Exons: 5
Coding region: 520-2007 (495 amino acids)
Biological process (GO): anatomical structure development; regulation of transcription by RNA polymerase II; cell differentiation
Molecular function (GO): RNA polymerase II cis-regulatory region sequence-specific DNA binding; zinc ion binding; nuclear receptor activity
Source: RefSeq, a predicted model, not a curated record